Messenger RNA from Nerophis lumbriciformis (worm pipefish), 1134 nucleotides. The record is from RefSeq and is a predicted model, not a curated record. Lineage: Eukaryota; Metazoa; Chordata; Actinopteri; Syngnathiformes; Syngnathidae.
AUGCGAGAUUUGUGGUUGAUAUCUGUUCCCCUGGAUAAGACAAGUGUAAAAAAUGUGGAGAAAUUGCAGCGCAUCAUUAGCAAGACAAACCAGGCAUCAUGCUACAAAUUCACAAUUCCAGAUCUGAAGGUUGGAAUACUGGACAGUCUCCUCAUUGUGUCAGAUGACCUCUCCACACUCGACACACUGACUGAAAGUGUGAUGAACAAAACAUGUCAGUGUAUAAGAGAGAUGGUGGAGCAAGCCUGUGACAGCGUAAUGGAAAAUGUGUCAGCCAAUGGAGUGGACAUGAUUAACUAUGUGACAAGCUUCCACUGGGACAAGGCCAAGUAUCCCACAUCUCUACCUCUCUCCAGCCUGGUAAACAUCAUCAAAAAGGAGGUUUCUCAGGUGGAGGUGGAAUUAAAAUCGCGAGUUGCAGCGUACAGCAGUGUGAAAGCAAACUUAUUGCGCCUUGAAAACAAAUUAGAAGGGAGUUUGCUAACAUGCAGCCUGAAUGGCAUGGUGAGGAGAGAUGACUUGGUGGUCUCAGAAUACCUCACUACCCUGCUGGUUGUGGUGAGCAGGAAGAACUAUGGUAAUUGGGAGAAGAAGUAUGAAUCUUUAACGAACUUUGUCGUUCCACGGUCAAGCAGAAAACUAUAUGAGGAUGGAGAAGGUGGCAUUUUCACAGUAACACUUUUCAAAAGAGCCGUGCAUGAAUUCAAAGGCAAAGCUCAGGAAAGCAAGUUCACUGUCCGUGAGUACUGCUUUGAACUGGAAGAGAAACGGCAACAAGCGCGGAAGGAGCUCAGUGUUCACAGGAAAGAGCACUAUGAAAUGUUUGCGCGUUGGCUGAAGGUGAAUUAUAGCCAAGUGUUUAUGGCCUGGAUCCACUUGAAAGCAUUGAGGGUGUUUGUGGAGUCAGUACUCCGGUAUGGCUUACCAGUCAACUAUCAGGCCCUGCUUCUUCAUUCAGACAGAAAGUGUUCAGAGAAAUUGAGACAAGAACUUGCUUCAUUGUUCAUGCAUCUUGACCCAAUGGCUACUGUUAGCAAGACAGACGUAACCUGUGACAUUCCAGGACUCUGCCAACAGGAAUGUUUCUCCUACAUAUGCUUUAAUAUCAACAGCAACUUGCAGGACUUCAGCUAG